Molecule: messenger RNA, 1960 nt
Organism: Musa acuminata subsp. malaccensis (wild Malaysian banana)
Lineage: Eukaryota; Viridiplantae; Streptophyta; Magnoliopsida; Zingiberales; Musaceae
Product: E3 ubiquitin-protein ligase MBR2
Molecular function (GO): ubiquitin protein ligase activity
Source: RefSeq, a predicted model, not a curated record
CCCAUCCAUUGCCGUCCGCCUAUUGGGUAUUAAAGAUUCGUUCCCCGCCGUCUCUUCUCUCUCCCCGUGGAACGAUUUCGUUUGGUCUCUUCCUCAGAGAGGGUUGAGUAGGCAAACCAAAGGUGAUCUUUGCUCUGGCAUGGAUUGUUCUAUGGGUAGAAGGACUGCUAGUGGAAUAAUCUUUUCCAAAAGUGGUUGUAGUAUUACCUUUAGAGAACAAAAUCACCAUGCUAGAAGCAUCCGAUCCUGUAGCCGGUUAGGAUGUGGUGCUAAUUUCUAUUCGAUGAAAGGCACCAAGGUAGGAGAACAAGACAAAGCUCCCUUUCACACAGGAUCAUCUAAAUUAUUACCUGCUAGUAGUUUUAGAAGGCCUCAACGAGGAGGAAGGACUAGAAGAUCUCCUGAAGAAGCAGAUGUUGCAGAGAGCAGUAAUAGCCAAAGAGAGAGUGAUAAAAUUAAGUGCACUAGCAGAUCUCUGGAUAUAAAAGAUUCAGACUCCAGAAGAGGACUAGGGAAGAAAGAAGACUCGCACUCCACAACCGGAGAAGAGGAAUCCUGCAGCAAUAAAUUGAGAUCAAAAACAUCUAAGGAAGUCACUAGACAGUCCAGAUAUCACUACAAAGAUAAUUUAAGUACAUUUGCCAGCACCAGCAUGGCCCAUGCAUAUGGGUUGGAAAAUCCAACACGGGCAGGCGUAUCCAAUGUUCGUCCAUCAGGUUUUAACUCACCUAAUUCUGGAAGUAGCAGAACAGCUAAUAAUAUAAGAAAGAGAUCCCUUUACAAGGCAAGUCCAUCUUCCAGUGGCAAAAGCAUGAUCCCAUCGUCAAGUGGAACAAAUUCAGGCCUGGAUGUACCUCGUCGAGCUCCAAGAAGGUCUAGAAACCAGUCACCAAAUGGAGUAAGAGGUGUUCCUCAAAGUUCAUCAAGAUUGUCAACAGAUUUUAAUCCUCUUUGUCACAAUGUACAUGGACAACCUGGAUCCAGCACUCGGAUUGCUCCUAUUGGACAAAUUCAUGAACCUGUAGCAAGUAGCACACAUACAUUUGAUGCUUCUUUGGAAGAUAGAGAUGGCUAUCCACACUUAGUCAUGGAAGAAGUCGCUGAGUUGUUAUUAGCACUAGAGAGGAUCGAAGAUGAAGGAUUAACAUAUGAGCAAUUAUCGCUUCUUGGGAAUCAUUUAUUUUUGGACAGUCUGAGCUUCAAUGACCAGUACAGAGACAUGAGGAUGGACAUUGAUAAUAUGUCAUAUGAGGAAUUGCUAGUCCUGGAAGAGAAAAUUGGUACUGUGAGCACAGCCCUGACAGAGGAAGCUUUAUCAAGAUGCUUGAAGAGAAGCAAUUACAUGCCUGCCUCAUUGAUCUCUGGGUUCUCUGGACUUGAUGAAGCUGGUGCCAAAUGCAGUAUAUGCCAGGAAGAAUUUGUUGUUGGAGAUGAGUUGGGGGAGUUGGCAUGUGAGCAUGCUUACCAUGUAAAAUGCAUCCACCAGUGGCUUGGGUUAAAGAACUGGUGUCCCAUCUGCAAAGCAUCUGUGUCUCCAACCUCUUGACACCCUUCCAUGUAGCUAGCCCACAAGAAAGUGCAUUUGAACUUUCUAUCAUUCAUCGAAAGUUCUCAUCACUUUGUAAAUAACAUUAUUAUUAUUUUUCUUUCUCUUUUUCAGCUGUGGAUGGAACAUGAUAAAGUUUCUGGAUGUAUUUGGCCUUUUUCCCAAAUGAUUGGGAAGGACAGCCUCACUAUGGUCCCUAUGACAUUGAAGAGGCUUCUAGGUUGGGAAUUAUAGUUGUCUUCUAUUGUGAGCAGGUCUCUGUUGGUCGAAUAGUUUGUGUUCAGUCAAUGUGAUGCAAAUGCAGGAGAUGCAGGUCUGAUUUUAUGUGUGAGGCCUAUUUCUUCAAAGGUAUUGUUCAAUGGAUGUAAUAACAAUUCUUUUACAGGUAAGAGAUAUAGCAUUUGAUUUCUGUUA